CGCGAGACAGCAAGUGCACUGGAAUCUGUUGAAAGCAAAUUGCGAAGUGAGAAACGAGAGAGAGUGAGAAAAUGAAGUUCCUACACACGUGGAUUAAUUUAUAUCACUGUAGUUAUUUUAAAGCUAUUCUGCUUGUCGGGCGGCUUUAAAACUAAAUCAUAAACGUUCGUUGAGUUUGACUCUAGUGGAGAAGCUUGCUAUGCUCGCGCACACAAACAAAUAACGGAGAACAACCCGCUGAACGUGCUGAGACGGUGCACACCUAUCGACGGAGAACGGACGAAUGACAUGGGAAACAUUUUAGAAACACCCUUUGUCGUCUAAUUUAUUAUUACACAAGUUAAACUGGUUGGAGAUCAAAGACGCUAGCAAGCUAUAUUUUGAACGUUUCGAUAGAUCAUUUGUAAACGGCACCCCCCUCCCAUCCAGGAUAAAACCAUAACAUAUAUGAUCAGAUUGAGGAAUGUGCGGCGUUAAAAACAUUUGACACGUCAUUAAACCGUAUCGGAUUAUUUUAGUCUCUACCAAAAGCAGCUUCCUCAUUAUCUACAGAACUGUCAACAGCGCUAGCAGCAGUUUGUCGCUUUGUUUACCUCGCUACUGUAGCUAGCUAGCUAACGUUUUGAGAGCAGGCUGCACAGUUGGAUGGAUAACGUUAGCUAACCUAGCUACCAACUAAACGUGGUGCCACCACUGGUGGGUAAUGCUAGCAGCACCUCUGUAUGACAACCAGCUGUUGGUUGUUGGGACGAGCAAUUUGAAUUGGUCCUGAUUUCUUUGACUGGCUGUUAGGAAAGCUUCCAAAGAGCGAGUGCCAACGGGGGUCGUCCGGUUUUCAGCCAGUCUUCAUUGCCACUGGGGUCACCAUGGCACAGCAGCAGAUGCCAAGCUCUCAGAAGGCACUAAUGCUUGAACUGAAGUCUCUCCAAGAGGAACCAGUGGAGGGUUUCCGCAUCACACCAGUAGAAGAGUCUGACUUGUACAACUGGGAGGUGGCCAUAUUUGGACCCCCCAACACACUUUAUGAGGGAGGAUACUUCAAGGCACACAUGAAGUUUCCAGUUGACUACCCCUACUCUCCACCUACUUUCCGUUUCCUCACAAAGAUGUGGCACCCCAACAUAUAUGAGAAUGGGGAAGUGUGUAUCUCCAUCCUUCACCCCCCUGUUGACGACCCACAGAGCGGAGAGCUACCCUCUGAGAGAUGGAACCCCACCCAGAAUGUCAGGACCAUCCUACUGAGUGUGAUCUCUCUGCUGAACGAGCCCAACACCUUCUCCCCGGCCAAUGUCGAUGCCUCUGUUAUGUUCCGCAAGUGGAGAGACAGCAAGGGCAAGGACAAAGAGUAUGCUGAGAUCAUCAGGAAGCAGGUAGUGUCCACUAAAGUGGAGGCGGAGCGGGAUGGGGUGAAGGUCCCUACCACGCUGGCGGAGUACUGCAUCCAGACCAAAGUGCCUUCCCACGACAGCAGCUCGGACUUGCUUUACGACGACCUCUACGAUGAUGACAUUGAGGAGGAUGACGAGGAAGACGAAGAUGAUGCAGAAGCUGGGUGCCAGAUGGCCGGAGAGGAGGGGAACUGCUUAAUUGACGAGGAAGACUCGGGCAACGAAGAGUCAUGACCUUCCUCCUCUCACUUUUUAUCCCGCUCCUCCCCACACCCUUCCUACCAGUGACUCUGCUGCAGCCCCCUCCUAUCCUUACUUUCUGAUUCCUUACCACGUGCGCACACACACACUCUUGCUCGAUCCAUCCCAUUCUUGACAGCUUCCCAUAGCACUUAGCAUGCCCAUAUUCUAUUAAGGCGCUCUACACCUGAAGCAGGGAUUUUUAACAGCUUUAUGGGGGUCAGAUUUAAUGGUUUUAUUAUGGCAUUUCUCUUAUUCAGCCAUUUGAGGGGUCAGUUUUAAACAGUUCAACAUAAUCACAUGCUUUAUAAUGACACCAAUCUGGCUUGUAUGCUGUCUACCAGUGUUGCCAACCAUUUUUUUGUGAGAAUUCCUAUUGGCUGCUUGAUUUGUCGCCAGAUGAUGUUUUGCUGUUACCAUGACAUUUUCUCCCCUUCUCCUGCUGCACACCCCCUCCCCUUAUGCUUCUGUACCUGUGUGUGCAGUGUUGCUGUGACUUCUUUUGCAUAGGCAGAUUUUCUCACUUUUGUUUGUGGAAUUAUUUAGUGGGAACAGUCACUAAAGGGUAUCAAAACUCAUCUCCAAGGCAGCCUGAAAAGUAGCUUAAUUUUGUCGCUAGGCACUUUGACAAAUAAAAGUUGCUGUGGGGGUCUGAAAACUGACUGAAUAUAGCGACUUUAAGUUGGCAACACUGGUUUCUACCCCUCCCAAGGUUAAAAUACACUCUCAAACUAGUUCUAAUUCCGUUGUGUUAAACCACAAUUUAAAUUAACUCUAAUUUGUUCUUAUGCUGUGGAACAGGGUGGUAAGAGGCACUCAACUAACAUACCCCUCUCUUACUCUCUCACACAUCAGUUAAAUUAAUCAACAAAAAACCUACUCUUUCUGUAUUGCCCUGGCGUCGCUCUGGAUAAGAGCGUCUGCUAAAUGACUUAAAUGUAAAUGUAAAAGGACCAUUUUUGCUUGGUUCCUCAUGUUUCUCUGAGUCAUCCACUCAAUCAAAGAUCGCUAGCAGAUAGGAAGGGUUGGGCACUGACUCCCAACAUGCAUCUCUUUGAGUGGAUUCAUCUCAACAUGCAUAUUUUCAACCAGAGACUGUAGAGAAGCAAUCUCUGCUCCAACUUCUGAGGUGAAAUGCACCUGAAACUGAUAAAGGGUUUCUGAGACUGAUAAACUGAUAAAGUUUCACGCCUGAUGUCACUUAAACUCUUGUGCUCUCAAACAAGAUGCUUCCAAAUAUUGGUACGGUACCAGCGAUGGAUAAUUUCCAUGGGGACUGGACUGGCGACAUGGCGUUGUUUCCUUGGUGACUGAUUUGUAACAACCCAUUCUUUCUAUGCCUAUGGGGGACUUGAACACCAGGGGUAAAUGAGACAAGUGGACCCCUGAGAGAGCAACACUGCUGUUUCAAGUAGAGACAAUUUGUUCUGUUAGUAUUUGCUGUAGUCAGUAAUCUCCCAUUCAAGGUUUGAUGAAAACAUCUCUCUUUACCCAGAAACACAGACAAUUAAUGCUGGAUCACCAUGGGAAGUGUUGGCCAUUCCAUAACACUUUGUUACAGCUGAAGUUUGGGGUGUGUCACCUUCCUCUACUAAGGGUGUGUAUGAGCAACAGACCUGGGUUCACAUACUAUUUGAAAUCAUUUUAAAUGUCCCAAAAGUGCAAACCCAGACUUUUGAAAGCAAACUAUUUGAUUUUGAAUAGUAUUUGAAUGCAGGUCUGAUGAGCCAGACAUUGAGGUUACAAAUGCUUGGGUAUAAUGGAGUGAACUGAAAGCCACUUAAUGUCUUUGAUUUUUCAUUUGAGUUUGGUAGUCCUCAAGUGGUUCCAAAGUAAAUGUGAUUCAUGAUGUUUUUGUUGCCAAAGAGAUCUCCCAGUGCCAGUCACAGGCCCUUGACCACAGAUGGGUAAUCAUUACAUAGAAAAGCAUUCCGUUUGGGGACACGUAGAGCGCUUCAUAACCAUUAUGAUCAUUUAUUAGAUAUCUCAAUUAUGUUUAAUUUUAAUUUAAGUUCAAUAAUCGCUUAGAGACUUUGGGCUUGAUUCAAUCAUAUGCACAGGGCAAUAUUUAUGCAGUAGUAUGUAGGCCUAAACAUAGUGGGUAAACAAAGAUAUUGUGUAAACAUUGCUAAGGCAGGGUGGCUUGGAUCCGGCCCUUGGUGUCUUUCAGCUAAUGUUACGUGUUUGUUUUUCGGAGUAGAAAAUUCACCUUGUUUUUCAUGGUCUAACUGAACUUACGUCAUGAACGUUGACUGAAGAUAAAAUAAGCUUACUUUUGUGAAUCAAAGGCUUUAUAUUUGGGUUGUUUGUUGCACAAAGUCAAAUAAAUACAGAGAGCACUGGAAAUUGUCAAA
Messenger RNA from Oncorhynchus gorbuscha (pink salmon), 3982 nucleotides. RefSeq names its product ubiquitin-conjugating enzyme E2 R2. The transcript is spliced from 5 exons. NCBI's taxonomy places the organism in Eukaryota, Metazoa, Chordata, Actinopteri, Salmoniformes, Salmonidae. Gene Ontology annotation, molecular function: ubiquitin conjugating enzyme activity. Gene Ontology annotation, biological process: ubiquitin-dependent protein catabolic process; protein polyubiquitination. Bases 867 to 1622 code for a protein of 251 amino acids. The record is from RefSeq and is a predicted model, not a curated record.